CUCCCACAGGCUGUCGAUCCUUCCACCCUAUCGUCAGCAUCUCCCAAUCCGUCAAAACUAUCAAGGCCAAAAUGAUGCCCGCCACACCACAUGUUCACGUUUACAGUGACUCACAGCCCGCCGAGGACCAGCCGCAGACCCCAGCAGAUCUCCCUGCCAGCUCUCGGCAUCAAACAUUGCGAGAUUCGCGUUUGAAGCAUGAUGCCGAUGAUGACGAUUGCCUCAGUCCGACUUCACGAUCGACGAAGUAUCGUCCCUCGAGACACACCUACCCUGCUUCGCUCGCAGCAUUGGCUUAUCCACAAUCGAGCACUCCAACGAGGGGAAGCACAUUGCUCGUGACAUCGCAUUUGCUCAGCUCGCGUAACGGCCAGAGGCGUGCCACUAACGCAGGACGGGCCAGCGCUGACGAGGAGAAUAGUUUCGAUGGGAGUCGCGGUGAUCUUGAAGACGAGCGGCGAUUUCGGGUUGAUAGGCAGACUCAGAGCAGCUUGGACGUGACUCCGCCAAAGGAGGAUAGAUUUGAAAGGUUCCUUCUCUGAGAAAAGCAUAGCAUGGCUCCACUAAGAACCCCCCUUUAUGCACAUGUAUAGCGAGAUUCGGUUGCUGUUGGCAGCAUGCUAUCUCUGGAUGUAGACGAAGCGACGCAUUGGGUGAGAUGGCCGUCCAG
Dissoconium aciculare CBS 342.82 is the source of this 670-nucleotide messenger RNA. RefSeq lists its product as uncharacterized. The record is from RefSeq and is a predicted model, not a curated record. Bases 72 to 542 code for a protein of 156 amino acids. NCBI's taxonomy places the organism in Eukaryota, Fungi, Ascomycota, Dothideomycetes, Mycosphaerellales, Dissoconiaceae. The transcript has a single exon.